Eucalyptus grandis is the source of this 393-nucleotide messenger RNA. Its product is annotated as classical arabinogalactan protein 1-like. The transcript has 2 exons. The coding region runs from base 1 to 393 and encodes 130 amino acids. Lineage: Eukaryota; Viridiplantae; Streptophyta; Magnoliopsida; Myrtales; Myrtaceae. The record is from RefSeq and is a predicted model, not a curated record.
AUGGCUAGCUCAACCGCGUUGCUCUCCCUGGCAGCAACGGCGAUCCUCCUCAUCAGCUUGGUGGCGGCGCAAAGCCACAACCUGUCGCCAGCCGUCACCCCCUCCAGGUCGGCCUUGCCGUUGCCUUCUCAGGCAGUGGCAACGAUAACAGCGACCCCGCCGCCGGCUUCUGCCCUGUCUCCUCCCUCCGACCCCGUCGCCCCCAGCAUCGUCUCUAGCCCCGAAGGCUCCUGCGCCGUUGAUCGCGAAGCCGCCGGCUGCAGAUCUCCGCCAUUGAUCGCGACACUGUUCGGCGUGGUGCCCGCUCUUGCCGACGGCGGGGCCGCGAGCAACGGAGUUGGCUUCGCCAAGGCGGUGGCGAUCGGCGCCCUCGUCGCCGGUGCAGUCAUCUAG